This is a messenger RNA of Macrobrachium nipponense, 1444 nucleotides long. Its product is annotated as coiled-coil domain-containing protein 103-like. Lineage: Eukaryota; Metazoa; Arthropoda; Malacostraca; Decapoda; Palaemonidae. Gene Ontology annotation, cellular component: outer dynein arm. Gene Ontology annotation, biological process: epithelial cilium movement involved in extracellular fluid movement; inner dynein arm assembly; determination of left/right symmetry. The record is from RefSeq and is a predicted model, not a curated record.
GAAGCGCCGGACGUCGGGCGCCGCUCUUCGCGCUGGUACUUGUUUGUGUUUUGGUGUUUUGUUGUGGAAGAAGAAGUUACGUACGUCGUCAGUCGCCUCCCCCGAAAAAAGAUUUACUAAUUCCCCCUCCUUGAUUUAACAACGGCGCUAACGUAGGCUAGCCAUAGCCUACAAAGGAACUGUGGAAACUGGAGCUGUUCACGCGUUACUUGGGUCUUCUAGAGAACUGGACGAUGGCAUGUGGUGGAUGGGAAGGUGGCAUCGAUUCUAGUCAGCUAGAAGCAAGGCUGAGAGCAGGAAUAGAAGCGGAUAGGCGUUAUGCAACUGAAAACUCAGCGAAGCUACGGGCCAUUCAAUCAACGCCUUCAUAUGAUGAGUUUAGACAGCUGGUGCUAGGUUCCCACUUAAAACCAGUUGAUCGAAGUGAUAAAAGUAAAGUAAGACCUUAUUGGAAUUCGUUAGCAUCAACAGCAACGAAGAAAAGUAGCAAAUCGUCCCCUCAGGAUACUGAGAAUUCUGUGUACCCAACUGAUGUACAAUAUGAUGUGAAUAACCCCCCAAACACUACAGAGGGGUUAGUUCAACUCUGGGAACGUUUAGACCUUGCUGAGAGACUUGAACUCCUUCGUAAUUUGCCAGUACAGGCUACAGAAAAGCUUGCAGCAGGGUUGGUUGCUGGCAGCCUUUUAGGCGAUGCUAUCACUACACUCCUAGCUUUUACACCAACUGUCAAUGACGUUGUGAUGGUUGUCAACAUGCUGCAGGCUCUUACUUUAGCUAAAAGGUUUGCACUGAGUGUGACACUUGUUUGUGGAGAGGAGCGCUGGGCAUGGGGACGGUUGUUGGAGAAACUACAGUUGGCUCUUUCAGAAAGGCCACAAGAUCUAGCAGAAUUGAAUGUGACAGAAUGGACUUUGGCACAACUCAAACUGAAGUUCAACCUCUAAAGUAUUACAUACAGGGAAUUUCUGUACUUAGGAUAAGGACUUGAACAUUUCACUAGUUUAUUUCAAGUAUUAGAUCUCACAUUCAUCAAAGAUAUAAUUGUAUUGCAUGUUCGCUAUAGCAGUAGCUGUAUGUUGUAACUGUAUUUAUUGUUUAGUCUAUUUAUAUCAUACUGCAGUAGCUAUAACAUUUGGUUCAUUACAGUUCAGGGUUCCAUACUUUUAAGAUUUAUUGCCGGUAUUAAUUAGUAUGUAAGAGUUCUCCAAAGGCAACUACUUCACCUUGUACUUUAAAACAGUAUCAUUUACCUUCAUGCUCAAUUUUUAGAGCAUGAAAACAGAAAUCAGGUCGAUCAACUAUUAGUUAUAGUUUCCUGAGAUAAAGUUCAAUUACAGUAUAUUUUUGUUAUGCAUAUUGGCUUUGUAUGCAAUUUAUAUGAUAUUGUGAUAUAUGUGAUUAUAUUACAGUGUAGUAUCAGUUAAGAAAUAGAAUACAAGAG